AUUCCGCUCUCGCGGCCGCCGCCCCCGCCCCCCGCGCCCGCCCCCGCCCGGUCCCCGCCACCGCCGGCGCCGCCGCCUGCCCAGCGGCCCGGGAGGCGGAGGCGCGGGGGAGGAGGCCCCGCUCGGCUCCGCAGCCCCGGAUGCUGCAUGACUUCAUCCUUCCGCCGGCUCCCCUGCUGAGCUAGGGCCGGUCCGGCAGCCCGCCCGCCUCUCGCGCCCGCCGCAGUCUCGCGCCCACCCCGCGCCCGCCAUGUCCGAGAUCCUGCCCUAUGGGGAGGACAAGAUGGGCCGCUUCGGCGCCGACCCCGAGGGCUCCGAUCUCUCCUUCAGCUGCCGCCUGCAGGACACCAACUCCUUCUUCACGGGUAACCAGGCCAAGCGACCCCCCAAGCUGGGCCAGAUCGGCCGAGCCAAGAGAGUGGUGAUCGAGGAUGACCGGAUAGACGACGUGCUGAAGGGGAUGGGGGAGAAGCCGCCGUCCGGAGUGUAGACGCGCCGGCUCGGGCGGCGGGCUCCGCGCCCAGCCCCGCAGCGGCCAGGAGCGCGGGCCGGCGAUGCGGCUGCCGGCGCCCCCGACCCCGGCCCCGGCGCCCGCAGGCGGGGGCUGCCGGGCUGCGCCUCCUCGGGGUCAGAGUCGCUGCCGCCGCCGCCAGACGCUCCGGAGCUGUCCGCUUCAGCACCACGGCGGCGGCGGGAGCGGCGGCGCAGACCAGCCCGGAGCCCGCCGCCGAGCUCAUGCACUUUAGAACCUCGGGCCGCAGCCCCACCCCGCGCACCGGAACGGACACAGAGACCCGCGGCUCUCAGCCCCCGGCCCGGCCCGGCCCGCCCCCUCCCGCACGGCUCCCCUGCCCCGCCCCUCUCCGGCCAGUCUCGUCUGCAGACUCCGCCGGCGUCGGACCGCGCGGCCAGGGAUGUGAGGCUGCGUAUUUGCAUGAGCUUCCCACCCACCUGAGCCCAGCCCUCCAGGCCGCUCCUCGCCCCCAUCCCUGUCUGAUGUGACCCCAGCCUCAGCCUCUUUCUAAGGGACUUCCUCAGCACAUUUGUAUUUUUAUAUCCGACUCUUUGUUUACUGGCUCCCCUCAUGGUUCCGCCCCCCCACCCCCAACCCCACGGUCUCGACCACGCUCUUCUGCGCCUGGCAGAUAGGACUGUGUUGAGUCUGGGAUGGGACAAGCCCCACAUGGUAACCAACCACACGAUCAGUCUGCCCAGGCCUGACCCCAGGUAGCUCUCCGGCAGACCCCGCCCCUCCUCGCCCCCCACCCCACAACAAAGUAUCACCUUCCCAGGGCCCAAGUCUGAUUUUACCUUGGACGCCUGGGUCCCCGAAUGGGGGCUGCUCUGAACCUUUGGACAACACCUGUGGCCCCAGAGAUGUUCUCAGCCCAGGAGUGUCCUUUGUAAAUGUUCCUUCAUCUUCACUGUACCAGGAGUGUGUGAAUAAACACAGACCUCCCUGUGUGUGUGUGGCCACUGCUUUAGUCUGCUCAGGGUCAGACCAAACUGCCUCCAGUUCCUUUUGGGGAGGAAGGGGGCAGGUGCUUGGGAAUCUCAGGUGCAUGUUACCGGCAGGGAAGGGUUGCCAAGUAAACACAGGCUAGCCAGCCUGGCCUGAGAACAGCAUCACAAUGUGGCCUCCUUGGGUAAAUAUACAACCUAAGCAGAACAGAUUGCUGGGGCUAGAGUUAGGGUCAGAAGCAUCAAUCAGUCUAAAAACAGCCACCUGUGGCUAAAUGCAGGUUGGAUGGUGGUCAGUA
Molecule: messenger RNA, 1760 nt
Organism: Talpa occidentalis (Iberian mole)
Lineage: Eukaryota; Metazoa; Chordata; Mammalia; Eulipotyphla; Talpidae
Gene: CAMK2N2
Product: calcium/calmodulin dependent protein kinase II inhibitor 2
Exons: 2
Coding region: 251-490 (79 amino acids)
Biological process (GO): negative regulation of protein kinase activity
Molecular function (GO): calcium-dependent protein kinase inhibitor activity; protein kinase binding
Source: RefSeq, a predicted model, not a curated record